Messenger RNA from Anarrhichthys ocellatus (wolf-eel), 4124 nucleotides. It is a transcript of the gene klhl20, whose product is annotated as kelch-like family member 20. Bases 292 to 2067 code for a protein of 591 amino acids. The record is from RefSeq and is a predicted model, not a curated record. The transcript has 12 exons. Lineage: Eukaryota; Metazoa; Chordata; Actinopteri; Perciformes; Anarhichadidae. Gene Ontology annotation, biological process: protein K33-linked ubiquitination; proteasome-mediated ubiquitin-dependent protein catabolic process; Golgi to endosome transport. Gene Ontology annotation, cellular component: trans-Golgi network; PML body. Gene Ontology annotation, molecular function: type II interferon binding.
UAAACUUAAUUUACUUUUUAAAAAUUAUAUAAAAAAACGGGCUCCAAAAGAGCAGAGAUAUUAUUAAUCAGCACAUUAAGAAAAGUAAAGUAAUUGAUAGUUUAUUUAUUUAUCUUUAUGUUUAACAAAUAUUAAAUACAAUUUAUAAAAAAAAAAAAAAAAAUGUAGCAAUAGAGCUGAACAAGAUGAGUUGUUAAGAUGUUGAAUAAGAACCAACGGUGUAUUUACAUCUAAUCUUUGCCCCUCCGGUCCUUGUUUAGGGCCACCAGCGCACGCCAAGACGCCACUGGAAUGGACAUCACCAGCCGCUGUACUCUGGGGGACCCCAACAAGCUCCCCGAGGGGGUUCCCCAGCCCGCACGCAUGCCCUACGUGUCAGACAAACACCCGCGGCAGACCCUGGAGGUGAUCAACCUGCUGAGAAAACACCGGGAGCUCUGUGACGUGGUGCUGGUGGUGGGCGCCAAGAAGAUUUACGCUCACCGCGUCAUCCUGUCGGCCUGCAGCCCUUACUUCAGGGCGAUGUUCACUGGGGAGCUGGCGGAGAGCAGGCAGACGGAAGUGGUCAUCCGCGACAUCGAUGAGAGAGCCAUGGAGCUGCUCAUUGACUUUGCGUACACGUCGCAGGUGACGGUAGAGGAGGGAAACGUCCAGACGCUGCUCCCCGCCGCCUGCCUCCUCCAGCUGGCUGAGAUCCAGGAGGCCUGCUGCGAGUUCCUCAAGAGGCAGCUGGAUCCCUCCAACUGUCUGGGCAUCAGGGCCUUCGCAGACACGCACUCCUGCCGCGAGCUGCUCCGCAUCGCAGACAAGUUCACCCAGCACAAUUUUCAGGAGGUGAUGGAAAGCGAGGAGUUCAUGCUGCUGCCCGCCAACCAACUGAUCGACAUCAUUUCCAGCGACGAGCUCAACGUGCGGAGCGAGGAGCAGGUUUUCAACGCCGUGAUGGCCUGGGUGAAGUACAGCAUCCAGGAGCGCAGACCACAGCUACCGCAGGUCCUGCAGCAUGUCCGUCUGCCGCUGCUCAGCCCCAAGUUCCUGGUGGGCACCGUUGGGUCAGACCCUCUCAUCAAGAGCGACGAGGAGUGCAGAGACCUGGUCGAUGAGGCUAAGAAUUACCUGCUGCUGCCGCAGGAGAGGCCACUGAUGCAGGGCCCCAGAACCCGGCCGAGGAAACCCAUCCGCUGUGGGGAGGUCCUCUUUGCAGUCGGCGGUUGGUGCAGCGGCGACGCCAUUUCUAGUGUGGAGCGCUACGACCCCCAGACCAACGAGUGGCGGAUGGUGGCGUCGAUGAGUAAGCGUCGAUGCGGAGUCGGCGUGAGCGUUCUGGACGACUUGCUGUACGCUGUGGGGGGUCACGACGGCUCGUCAUACCUCAACUCCGUGGAGCGAUAUGACCCAAAGACCAAUCAGUGGAGCAGUGACGUAGCCCCCACCAGCACGUGUCGUACCAGCGUAGGAGUGGCUGUCCUCGGUGGUUAUCUGUAUGCUGUAGGGGGACAGGACGGGGUUUCCUGUCUCAACAUCGUAGAAAGGUAUGAUCCCAAGGAGAACAAAUGGACUCGCGUGGCCUCCAUGAGCACCAGGCGGCUGGGUGUAGCUGUCGCUGUGCUGGGGGGCUUCCUGUACGCUGUCGGAGGGUCUGAUGGGACGUCACCAUUAAAUACAGUGGAACGCUACAACCCUCAAGAGAACCGCUGGCACACGGUGUCCCCCAUGGGAACCAGGAGGAAGCACCUGGGCUGCGCCGUCUACCAGGACAUGAUUUACUCCGUUGGAGGGAGAGACGACACCACGGAGCUGAGCAGCGCCGAGCGAUACAACCCCAGGACCAACCAGUGGUCUCCCGUGGUGGCCAUGACGUCCAGACGGAGCGGGGUGGGCUUGGCUGUGGUGAAUGGUCAGCUGAUGGCAGUGGGAGGCUUCGAUGGGACGACGUAUCUCAAAACGAUAGAAGUCUACGACCCUGACGCCAACACAUGGAGGUUGUAUGGAGGAAUGAACUACCGCCGGCUAGGUGGGGGGGUGGGCGUCAUCAAAAUGACUCACUGUGAAUCUCACAUAUGGUAACACAACCCCUCACACACACACACACUCUCACACACACACUCACACACGCUCUCUCACACUUCUCCUCACGUUGCAAUGGAUGCCUCUCUCCACCGACACCUGUGCCUCUGAAAGAGACGCUGUAGUUGAAGCGAGGAUGAGAGAGACGUGGGGGAAGGGAGGGAGACGAGACGGAGAGAGGAACAAACUUUGAACUCUAGCUCAUCCCCAAACCCCCCCACACACACUCCAAGGUCAUCCACUUUGGGAUACCCUUGUUGUCUUCAUCGGUUGGACCACGGUCAGCAUGAAGUGCUCCGCAAGCCGAGGUCUACAAAUGUACCAUUAAGCUUCCAGUUUGGAGAGGACAGGCCUUUUCUCCUCUCACCCUCCGAGAGCAUCUCGGUCUGGACUGUUGGACUCACCGUCUGUUACGGAGCUCAACCUGCUGCUUGAGAUUAGUUUACGUUUCAGAGGUUGAAGACGUUCAAGCAUCGGCUCACUGCAAAUCAACCACCCGGGGAAGAAAUAUCAUUCUUUAGUUUUAACUUUAAAGUGUUCCUGACCAGCCUUCAACGAGUUAACAAAGAGAAGCCAGCGGACCAGCAAACGUUCUGUUCGUUGUGUGAGGUCGAUUACUUCCUGGAGACACAACAUUGCGUUACUGACUGUCGGAGGUAAAUCUACCCUCGCAUCCUUUUUUCUGCGUUGGGCUGUGAAGCAUGCAUCCUACUCUCUCGCACUGCUGCUGUGGUCACUGUUGUUACAUUAAGGUGUUUACAGGCUUAGAUGCUGACGAUGCGUCUUGAAGGAUCAUCUCAACCCGUCAGUGGAAAGAACUCGGACACCACAAUCACCAAGUGGUAUAGCAGGUUUUUUUUCGUUUUACUGUUGAUGCUAGAAAAGCCAUUGUCGCUCUUCUCCUGAUUGGCUUCGGUGACAAGUUUGAUUGACAGGUGGUUCAUCCAAUGGCCUGCCGAUUAAUUUUUUUUGUGAGAGCUUCCUCUGUUCUAAACAGCUCGUCAGGCGAUUCUGUUUCAACAACCCUGUCUCCUACAAAAUGGCGUUGCUAUGGAACUAAAUUCUCAAUUUCUUUUCGAGGGAAACAUAUUUUCUCAAAUUAAACAUCAAACCACAGUUUAACACCAUUCUGAAGAUUGAAACAAAACACAAGGUUUAGUCAGACUUCUGCGUUAUUAGAAAACUAUUUGAUGACAAAAGCCAAAGUAAUCCACCACCAGUUAUGUUUCCCCCAAAACGUAACUGACAGCACGGUUUCGUUGUAUUGGAACAUCGUUUUGAGGAGAAGAGGCUGUGUGUAAACAAGCCAUCUAUAGGAUUUUAUCAGACUAACCCUUCUAAAGCAAAGUGCCAUCAUUUUCCUUCCUAAUGAUCCAACAUGUUUAUCAGAGAAUGCAUGAGGUACUGAUUUGAACGUACUGAUUUGAAAUGCUAGAUUCCUUUUCCUGUUUCCAUAACAAGUGAGUUUAGAGCUCGGGUCAUAAAAUCACUAAGCACUGUUGGUGCUGAACACAGGAGCCAGUGAUCUGAUGUGGACUCACAGGAUUCCAGAUAAAAGUGUUCGGGUCCAACAUGAUGCACGGAAUCCGUUCAGUGUCGAAUUAACAAUCAGACAAACGUUGUUGAGACGGAGCUGAAGCUAUUUUUAUUCCAGCCAUCCGUUUAGAGUGCCGAUAUAUUUACCAAGGCUCAAGCUCAGUUCAGAGAUGUUGCCCUAAAACCGCUGGACUCAUUUAUUAUUACGAUUAUACGACCGCAUUCUCUCGCAAAAGGAAGUUUCACAAUUUAGCACUUUAAGAGAUUUCUUCUUUUUUUUCCCAUAAUAUCCCUGUUAACACAAAUCAGGGAGCUGUUUCCUCAUUUAAAUGGAGAAUCAAACCCAGUUCCUGCAUUUGAUGUCUGUCACAUGAUUAACACUUAUAGCAUCAAACCUGACCUCUUUCCUACAAGACAAAUGCAGUAGUAUAUUUACCCCAGUUUGUUGUUAAGAGAAUGUACCACAUGGAUGUCAUUCUUAACUGGAUAUGCAUUAAUAAAGUUCAGCUCAUGAGACUUUU